Messenger RNA from Cryptomeria japonica (Japanese cedar), 1785 nucleotides. RefSeq lists its product as uncharacterized. The record is from RefSeq and is a predicted model, not a curated record. NCBI's taxonomy places the organism in Eukaryota, Viridiplantae, Streptophyta, Pinopsida, Cupressales, Cupressaceae. The coding region runs from base 1 to 1785 and encodes 594 amino acids. The transcript is spliced from 7 exons. Gene Ontology annotation, molecular function: protein dimerization activity.
AUGCCUUCAUAUUGUCCUAGUGGGAGUGCUAGUGCUUCUGUUGCUGGUAGUGUCAGUGCUAGUGGUGGUAUCAAUGCAACUCCAACCAUUGGUCCUAGAGUUCGUAAAUCUAGGAUGGAUUCAUAUUUUGAGCCACGCACUACUCCUGGUGCCCAACCUUCACUUGAGAGCAUGGCUUGGAACAAAGAGGUACACAAUAAGGCUAAAGCUGCAAUUGGAAGAUUUUGGUUUUAUUGCAAUAUUCCAUUCUUCGCAGCCAGGUCUCCUUAUUGGCAAAGCAUGGUUGAUGCCAUUGCUAUUUGUGGGGCAGGUUUCAAAGCCCCUUCUGAUUCCGAGAUAAGUGGCCCAAUCUUGAUAGAAUCGGUGGCUGAUGUAAAAGCCACAUUAGAGGAACAUCGAGAGAUAUGGAAGAAGAAGGGUUGCACCAUCAUGACCGAUGGUUGGACUGAUAGGAGAAAUCGGACACUCCUAAAUUUUCUUGUUUCUUCUGCAGGUGGCACCAUGUUCAUUAAGUCCAUUGAUGCUUCCGCACAUUCUAAAAAUGCCACUUACCUAUGUGAGGUUAUAGAGGAGGUCAUAUAUGAAGUGGGCGAGGAGAAUGUAGAACAAGUGGUGACCGAUAAUUCAGCAAAUUAUGUUGCUGCAGAGAAGGCAAAAAAUAUUUGCAAAUUUGUAUACAAUCAUGCAUGGGUCCUUAACUUAAUGAGGCAAUACACGGGGCAGAAGGAGUUGGCUUGUCCUGGAAUCACUAGAUUUGCCACUAACUCCAUCACACUGCAAUCCUUGAUUCGCAGUAAGGCAGCUUUGAGACGUAUGCUUGUUGGUGAGGAGUGGACUUCCUCAUCCUAUGCUACGAGUGCUGUAGGAGUUGAUGUUGCAGAUUACAUUUUUGAUGAGCCAGGCUUUUGGACCCCUUGUGCUGAGAUCGUGAAGUUCAUUGAGCCCUUGUUAGUUCUCCUACGUGUUGCUGACGGGGAGAAGCCCGCAAUGGGCUACAUAUACGAGGGCAUGGAUAGGGCCAAGGAGGGCAUCAGAUCUGCCUAUGAAGGGGAUGAGAGUAAGUAUCGUCCCAUUUGGGAUAUCAUUGACAGGAGAUGGCAGACCCAGCUUCACAGGCCCCUUCAUGCAGCUGCUUAUUACCUCAAUCCGGCAUUCCAUUUCCGCCCUGAUUUCAAGGCGGAUGAGGAGGUUCUUAGUGGGCUCUACUCAGUGAUAGAGCGAAUGUCGCCUGGUCAUAGCAGCAAUAUAGUCCAGGAGCUAGAGGCUUUUUCUAAUGCUGAAGGGGAGGUCUUCUCUCGUAUGCUUUGCAAAGAAAAUCGGACAAAAAUGCAACCAGAUAGGUGGUGGCAGAUGUUUGGUCCUAAAACACCAAAUCUUCAACAGGUAGCCAUUCGUAUUUUGAGCCAACCAUGCAGUGCUUCCGGUUGUGAGCGCAAUUGGAGUAUGUUUGAGCACAUACACUCCAAGAGGCGCAAUAGCACCCCGAUCACGCUAGAGGAGGUUGAUCCAGAAUCUGAGUGGAUCAGUGAGGCUACAGAUCCUAUGUUUGGUGAUGAGGACUUAGAUUGGAUCGACGAGGUAGAUAGAGAGGCUGAGGUUGUAGCCAUGGCAGAGGAGGAGGUUAGAGCGCGAGGAGAGCCAGAGCCAGAGCCAGAGCCAGACACAACUGAUCUUUGUGAGGGUAGAAUGGAGUCACGAGCAGAGAGUAUGGCUGUUGAUGCAUCCAGGACCUACCUUAGGGUUAGACGCCUUCGUAGGAAGGACCCAGGCUCCUUUGAGCCAUAG